AUGUUGCAGUUUCGUCGUAUGAGUCUUAACCAGUACGCUACAGGGAUGCCCAGUAUGUUUCACUUUGAAGAAGAAGAAGAUUUCUACAUCAACAACACCUCACAGAUGGAAAGCAAUAAUAGCAGCAAUGUCACAUCCCACUACUAUCAUUAUAACUACACCUACAAUGAUUAUAAUUAUACCGACUAUGAUUUUUGCAACUCCUAUUUUGACAAAGAAAUUCUAUUCAUCUUGAAUGUGGUUACAUGUGUAAUCAUUAGUAUCGGCCUUCCUUUGACUCUAGUGGCCAUCUACUCUCUUUAUUCCCAGGUGCAAAAGAACAAUGUUGCUCCAAUCUACAUCAUCAACCUCCUCAUCUCUGACAUCAUUCAGCUCUGCUACAUGAUAUUCUUAGUGGCAAAUCCUGUGGACUGGAAGAUCUAUAAAAUCUUCUUUUAUAUUUACUGCUUUGGUGGGGUGAGCAGUGUUGGCUUCAUGGUCUGUGUCGCCCUGGAAAGGUAUUUGCUCAUCGCAUGGCCACUGUGGUACCGCUUCAGAAGAACUAUCAAGAUCUCUCUUGCAGUCUGUGUCAUGGUCUGGACCCUUCCUCUUGUUUUUGUCCUUCCUCACUAUUAUUGGGAUGAUUAUAGGGUCACAAACACCAUUACCGCCGUCUUCUUCCUCGUUCCUUUCCCACUGCUCAUAUUCUUCUUGGGUGGGACCCUUAAAGCCUUGUCUGCAGCCAUCUCGGUCUCCUCUGAUGAAAAACUACGAAUUGUGGGAAUGUUGGUCCUGGUGCUGCUCAUCUACACACUGCUGUUUCUACCCAACAUCAUCUGGUACCUGGUAGAAGAAGCCAGAUAUAAUGAUACCUUCUACAAUCUGAGGUUCUCGCCUCUUAGGUUCAGUCCUCUUGCAGACUUGAUUCUGUAUGUUUUCAUCAGAAAAGGGACCAUAGGCAAGCUUUUGGCCUCUCUGUGUUGGUGCAGAAUGGACAGUGGUGAUAACAGCAGAUCAUCAGCAUGA
Thunnus maccoyii (southern bluefin tuna) is the source of this 1005-nucleotide messenger RNA. RefSeq names its product G-protein coupled receptor 4-like. Bases 1 to 1005 code for a protein of 334 amino acids. The record is from RefSeq and is a predicted model, not a curated record. Gene Ontology annotation, biological process: phospholipase C-activating G protein-coupled receptor signaling pathway; positive regulation of Rho protein signal transduction. The transcript is spliced from 4 exons. Gene Ontology annotation, cellular component: membrane. NCBI's taxonomy places the organism in Eukaryota, Metazoa, Chordata, Actinopteri, Scombriformes, Scombridae. Gene Ontology annotation, molecular function: G protein-coupled receptor activity.